AUGGGCAACCUGGGCCCUGUUGGGCAGCAGUUGGAGGCCUGUAGAGAUACCAUAGAGCCUCUGAAACGUUGUUCUCUUUCUGUUUUAGGUUAUGGUCAGAAUGGUCCAAUGGUUCAGAGAAGUGGAUAUGACUCCGUUGCAGCUGCUGUUUCUGGUCUCAUGCAUAUCACAGGGCAUGAGGAUGGUGAGCCAGUUAGACCAGGAGUGGCCAUGACAGAUCUUGCUACUGGGUUGUACGCAUAUGGAGCAAUUAUGGCUGCUUUACUUCAGAGGUAUAAGACGGGGAAAGGACUUCACAUUGAUUGCAAUCUUUUGUCGUCUCAGGUUGCAUGUCUCACUCACGUAGCAGCUAAUUACCUUAAUUGCAAAAUUGAAGGAAAACGCUGGGGUACUGCUCAUGGGAACAUUGUUCCAUAUCAGGCUUUUAAGACCAAGGAUGGCUACAUUGUGAUGGGAGCUGGAAAUGAUCAGCAGUUUGUCACUGUGUGCAAGAUCCUGAAUUUGCCUGAAGUGAGUAAGGAUUCCAGAUACAAAACUAAUACUCUCAGAGUCCAGAACAGAAAAGAACUUAUUAACAUAUUGUCAGCCCGGUUUGCCGAAAAAGCAACCAUCGAAUGGCUGCAGCUCUUUGAAGGUAGUGGAGUUCCAUAUGGCCCAAUCCACAAUAUGCAGCAGGUAUUCUCGGAUCCUCAG
This is a messenger RNA of Tauraco erythrolophus (red-crested turaco), 693 nucleotides long. NCBI's taxonomy places the organism in Eukaryota, Metazoa, Chordata, Aves, Musophagiformes, Musophagidae. The record is from RefSeq and is a predicted model, not a curated record.